Molecule: messenger RNA, 2129 nt
Organism: Daphnia pulex (common water flea)
Lineage: Eukaryota; Metazoa; Arthropoda; Branchiopoda; Diplostraca; Daphniidae
Gene: IntS9
Product: integrator complex subunit 9-like
Exons: 11
Coding region: 139-2091 (650 amino acids)
Biological process (GO): snRNA processing
Cellular component (GO): integrator complex
Source: RefSeq, a predicted model, not a curated record
UUUCAAAUGUUAGUCUGCUAGCAGCUCGUGUAGUAAGUACGAACCGGACAAACAAACAAGUCUGGAUCUGUCUGUCAUAUACCGAGUUUGAAAUAAAAAUUCUUUCUUGUCACUUUUCAGAUAAAACGCGCCCACAACAUGAAAAUCUACAGUCUGGGCGCCAACCCAAAUAAACCCUGCAACAUCUUGAAUUUCAAAGGCGUUUCGCUGAUGCUCGAUUGUGGGCUGGAUAUCAACUCGGCCCUUCAUUUUCUACCUCUGCCUCUCGUUGCCAGCAAAAGGCUCUCAAAUUUACCAAACUGGAUCCCGAGAGACACACAGGAUGCUGCACUUCUUGAUGGAGAACUGAAAGAAUGUGAAAAUCGAGUGUUGGUGGAUGGCCCAAUAGAGAUACUGCCCCCUCAGUCAGACAUUUUUGACAUCUCUGAUGUGGAUACCAUCUUGCUAUCGAAUCAUGCCUGCAUGCUGGCCCUGCCAUUCAUCACUGAAGAAACUGGCUUUAAAGGGAGGGUAUAUGCAACUGAACCCACCUUGCAGAUUGGAAGGCUCUACAUGGAAGAACUGGUCAACUACUUGGAAAGGACUCCCAAAAAUCAGCGAGCAAACAGAUGGAAGCAAGUACUCCAGUCUCUUCCUCCUCCUCUCAGUGGGGCUCUGAGACCAAAUGAUUGGAAGAAAGUCUAUUCCACAAAAGCCAUCAAUGCAGCCCUGGCAAAAGUUCGCAUGGUUGGCUUCAACGAAAAAAUUGAUAUCUGUGGUGCUUUAACUGUGAUGGCCGUCAGUUCUGGAUAUUCCCUUGGUAGUUGCAAUUGGAUCAUUCAUUCCGGCUAUGAGAAGAUUGCGUACGUGAGCGCUUCAUCUACUCUCACGACCCACCCAAGGCCGAUGGAUCAAGUUGCCCUUAGAAAUGCCGAUCUCUUGAUCUUGACAGCGUUGACUCAGACCCCCGUGGCCAAUCCAGAUUCAAUGUUGGGCGAAUUCUGCAUGGCAGUUGCAUCCACGUUACGAUCGGGCGGAUCUUGCCUAGUCCCAUGUCACCCUUCCGGCCUUCUUUACGAUCUGUUCGAAUGUCUCUCAGUUCAUUUAGACAAUAUUGGUCUUAGUCAGAUUCCGCUGUUUUUCUUCUCUCCCGUGGCCGAAACUUCCUUGGCUUAUUCCAACAUCUUCGCUGAAUGGUUAUCUUCAGGCAAGCAGAGCAAAGUUUAUCUCCCAGAAGAACCAUUUCCUCACGCCCAUCUCAUCAAAAAUGGUCGACUGAAACACUUCCCAAGCCUGCAUGCCGAAGGAUUCACCAACGAGUACAGACAGCCAUGUGUCGUAUUUUGCGGUCAUCCUUCCCUUCGUUUUGGCAAUGUAGUUCACUUCAUAGAGUUAUGGGGCAGUCAUAGCAACCACAGUAUCGUCUUCGUUGAACCCGAUUUCCCUUACCUGGAAGCGCUGGCCCCCUAUCAACCACUGACCAUGAAAAUCGUUCACUGUCCCAUUGACACGAGUUUGAGCUUCACUCAAGCCAAUAAACUGAUACGCGAUCUCAAGCCAGGAAACUUACUCGUUCCAGACGUUUACCUCCACCCGCCAGUGUCGGCUCCCUUAAGAUCAGACUUGGUUAUUCAGGAAUUGGAUCCACCAGCAUUGGGUAUGAAGUCCUACCAGGUGUUACAGUUACCAAUUAAGAGGAAGCAGGAAAAAGUGCAUCUUGAUCCGGCCCUGGCCUCUCGUCUCGAACCCAUCCAAUUUAAAACGGGCCUUUCAGCUUCUACUCUGACUGGAAAAUUGGAUGCUCGUGACAAUAAAUUUACUCUGAAAGUAUUAAACGAAGAGGAAGGAGGCACAUUGUACAGUGCGUCGGAGAGAAUGCUGCCUCGCCAUCCUUGGGGCUCUGUUGACACAACUCAACUGUUGCAUUUGCUCAGUCAACAUGGUUUGCUAGAUGCUCGGGUCGAAGACACUCCUCGAGGCGUCGUCAUUCACUUGCCAAGAGAGGACACUGUGAUUCAACUGGAAGGUUCCAACACUCAUGUUUACUGCCAUGAUGAAGCGCUACGGAGAACUUUGAGGGAUAUUUUGCUACAAUGUCUACCUUGUUUGUGAACAUCACCAUAAAUACAUUCGAAUUUUUCUCUUAUAAA